AUGUGGGACCCUCAGGUGUUGUUAGAGAUACAGAAAGAAUUAUUAGACUACAAAGGAGUUGGCAUUAGUGUCCUUGAAAUGAGCCACAGGUCAUCAGAUUUCGCUAAAAUCAUUAACAACACAGAGAAUCUUGUGCGGGAAUUGUUAGCUGUUCCCGACAACUACAAGGUGAUCUUUGUGCAGGGAGGCGGGUCUGGCCAGUUCAGUGCUGUCCCCUUAAACCUGAUCGGCCUGAAAGCCGGACGGUGUGCCGACUACGUGGUGACCGGAGCCUGGUCAGCCAAGGCCGCUGAGGAGGCCAAGAAGUUUGGGACUGUGAAUAUCGUCCACCCCAAACUUGGGAGUUACACAAAAAUUCCCGACCCGACUACCUGGAACCUUAACCCCGACGCAUCCUAUGUCUAUUUCUGCGCCAACGAGACGGUGCACGGCGUGGAAUUCGACUUCAUCCCUGACGUCAAGGGGGCAGUGCUGGUCUGCGACAUGUCUUCUAACUUCCUGUCCAAACCAGUGGAUGUUUCCAAGUUUGGUGUGAUUUUUGCUGGUGCUCAGAAGAACGUUGGCUCGGCCGGGGUCACGGUGGUGAUCAUCCGGGAUGACCUGCUGGGGUUCUCCCUCAAAGAGUGCCCCUCGGUCCUGGAAUACAAAGUGCAGGCUGGUAACAGCUCACUGUACAACACGCCUCCGUGCUUCAGCAUCUAUGUCAUGGGCGUGGUCCUGGAGUGGAUUAAGAACAACGGCGGGGCGGCCGCCAUGGAGAAGCUGAGCGCCAUCAAAUCUCAAAUGAUCUACGAGAUCAUCGACAACUCUCAAGGCUUCUACGUAUGUCCAGUGGAGCCUCGAAGUAGAAGCAAGAUGAAUAUUCCUUUUCGUAUUGGGAACGCCAAAGGAGAUGACGCGUUGGAGAAGCGGUUUCUGGAUAAAGCACUUGAACUCAACAUGAUCUCCUUGAAAGGGCACAGGUCAGUGGGUGGCAUCCGGGCUUCUCUGUAUAAUGCUGUGACGGUUGAAGAUGUCGAGAAGCUGGCCGCCUUCAUGAAAAACUUCUUGGAGAUGCAUCAGCUAUGAAUACGUGGAAUCAGCCUUUGACCAACGUACAGAGUUUAGAGUAAUUUGGGAAUGGCUACAGCAACUCUACUGACACGGUGGUUUGUUUUUCUCUGAAUGAACGUACUUGUGAUAGAGUCUUCUUUUCAAAGAAUAACAGCAAAAUAACCAGCUCAUGGGACCACUAGCCAAUGACUACCUUCAUUCUAACUUGAACUGGAAGCAUUUCAGAAAAAGCCUUCUUGUUGCUUUUUUAACCAAUUCCAGGCUGUUCUGUCUUUGCUGGCACUUCUUUUUCUAGCUAGAUCUCAGUCUUUGAACUUGCCCAAGCUAAAUUCUGCCAGGUGCAGUUAGCUGCAGUUCGAGUCACACGAACUCACCACAUGAAGGGUGGGGCUCUCAAGGUGCUGAACAUAGACCGCAGUGGGUCUCCCCAACUAUUGUGGGGGGAGAGAGCAUCCCAGCUAUUGGUUGAGGUUGGUGUUGACCAUUUGUGAGUGUUUUAGGGUUCCAGACAAAGGGAAAAGGGCCGAUCUUUUUACUGUUACACUCAUAAAGAGAUAAAAAUGAUUUGCUACAUAAAUGUUGAUAGGAUGAGGUCUUUUUAAAAUCCCAGUUUAUAUGUCUCAGCCUUUGUAUUUCUUAUAAAGCCAUUCUCAGUGAUGAACAUAGAGGCUUCUGAGUUUGUUACAGCCCUUGACAUCGACAUCAUAGCUUCUACUAACAUCAGAUGUGCCCCUCCCCCCCCAUCUUCUCAGCUGCUUCAUAGACAGUCCACAAGCUACACCUUCUCCUUUCAGUAGGUGGAAGAAAUGGGUUUGUUCCUUGUUUUCCAGUUUUGCCUUGACACUGAACUGUGUUGGACCGACUGGUUUCUAUGUAGAGUUUGACAGUAUUGCCAUUCUACAGUCUUUCCCCUGUUGUGUAUCUGGUGUUGGUAUUUCAUGUUGACUAUGUGAAGAACAUUAAAGUUCUGAAUCAUUGAA
Messenger RNA from Dipodomys ordii (Ord's kangaroo rat), 2033 nucleotides. It is a transcript of the gene Psat1, whose product is annotated as phosphoserine aminotransferase 1. Lineage: Eukaryota; Metazoa; Chordata; Mammalia; Rodentia; Heteromyidae. The transcript is spliced from 9 exons. Gene Ontology annotation, cellular component: cytoplasm. The record is from RefSeq and is a predicted model, not a curated record. The coding region runs from base 1 to 1068 and encodes 355 amino acids. Gene Ontology annotation, molecular function: pyridoxal phosphate binding; O-phospho-L-serine:2-oxoglutarate transaminase activity. Gene Ontology annotation, biological process: L-serine biosynthetic process.